AAUCCCGUUGUGCCACACAAACACAUGGUUCUUGUUCAGUUUGACGAAACAGUAAGAGGUGUACGUUGUUUUUCUUGUUUUAAACAAAUUAAAACGUACGUAGACCUAUGUCCAAUGGUUUAAGGAUUGUAGUAUUUUUGUCAUCAGACUAACGUUUUUAGAAUAAAAAGAAAAAAUGAAACCAGAUAAACUAAAUAUGUCUAUUAUUUGGUUGCUAUUGAUUACUAUUGCAUCUUUUAUUGACUAUAGCAAUGGAGUUGCGGUUAUGAGCAUUGAUAUGGGUAGUGAGUCAAUGAAAGUUGCUAUUGUUUCACCUGGUGUUCCUAUGGAAAUAGCUUUAAAUAAAGAGUCAAAGAGGAAGACACCAGUUACAAUUGCAUUUAGAAAUGGAGAAAGAAGUUUUGGAGAAGAUGCUCAAGUAGUGGGAAUCAGAUCACCUCAAAACAGUUUUUCUUAUAUUCUAGAUCUUUUAGGAAAAAGUAUAGAUAAUCCUAUGGUAGAGCUUUAUAAGAAAAGAUUUCCAUAUUAUCAUAUUAUAUCUGAUGAUGAGCGUAAAACAAUUGCAUUUAGACUGGAUGAAAAUACCACAUAUACCCCAGAAGAAUUGCUUGCACAAAUUUUGCAUAAAGGAAAAGAAUUUGCAGAAAAUUCAGCUGGCCAAAAGAUCAGUGAAGCAGUAAUAACUGUUCCAGGGUUCUUUAAUCAAAUUGAAAGAAGAGCCCUCAUGCAAGCAGCUGAUCUUGCAGGAAUCAAAGUUUUGCAACUUAUUAAUGAUUAUACUGCAGUUGCGUUAAAUUAUGGAAUUUUCCGUAGUAAAGAGAUAAAUGACACUGCACAUUAUGUAAUGUUCUAUGACAUGGGAGCUAGUAGUACAACUGCAACAAUUGUCAGUUAUCAGAAUGUGAAAACAAAGGAAAAAGGAUUUGUUGAAACUAAUCCACAUGUUACUAUUUUGGGUGUGGGUUAUGAUCGUAUUUUAGGAGGGUUAGAAGUGCAAAUUAGAUUACAACACCAUUUGGCAAAAGAAUUUGAUGCUCUAAACAAGACAACAAGCUCUGUGUUUAGCAAUUCAAGAGCAAUGGCAAAACUUUUUAAGGAAGCUGGCCGUGUUAAGAAUGUAUUAAGUGCAAAUACUGAUCAUUUUGCUCAAAUUGAAGGAUUAAUAGAGGAACACGACUUUAGAUUGCAAGUUACCAGAGACAAACUAGAGGAACUUUGUGCUGAUUUAUUUGAGCGAGUAGCAAAUCCGAUUAAGAUUGCUUUAAAAACAUCAGGUUUAACAAUGGAUGUUAUAUCUCAAGUUGUAUUAGUGGGAGCUGCGACCAGAAUGCCAAAAAUACAAGAGCAUCUAAGUCAGUAUCUAACAGUUGAAUUGUCUAAAAACAUCAACACAGAUGAGGCAGCUGCAUUAGGUGCAGUAUAUAAAGCUGCAGAUCUUAGUAAAGGGUUUAAAGUAAAGAAAUUUGUUACUAAAGAUGCUGUACUGUUUCCUAUACAUAUUGUUUUUGAUAGAACAGUUGAUAACAGAGUGAAACAAGUAAAAAAAUCAUUAUUUAGCAAAAUGAAUCCUUAUCCACAGAAGAAAAUUAUCACAUUUAAUAAAUACACAGAAAAUUUCCAAUUUCAUAUCAAUUAUGCUGAAUUAGAUUACUUAUCACCUAAUGAAAUAGCUGUUAUCGGUAAUUUCAAUUUGUCUACUAUAACUUUAUCUGGUAUAAAUGAAGCGCUAGAUAAACAUGCUAAAGAUGGUGCAGAAAGUAAAGGAAUUAAAGCACAUUUUGCCAUGGAUGAAAGUGGCAUACUUAAUUUGGUGAAUGUAGAAUUAGUAUCAGAAAAAUCAAGUUCAGCUCCAGAUGAAGAAGAGGGGUCAGAAGACAAAGAUGGAAAAACAGAGGAAUCAUUAAAAGAAGAUACAAAGCCAGUUCAUGAAGAACCUGAAUACUCUGAUCUAAAAAAAGAGGCAGAAGAAAAAACAAAAAAGAAAAAUGAGAGUACAAUUGCUGAGGAUAAAACAUUAAAUAAAACUGAGAAAGUAGAAAAAGAGAAAGAAAAAAAGCCCACGAUUAUAACGAUUAAAGAACCUAUCAAAGCAGAUGAAAUCAAGUUAGGAUCACAGAUACUUUCUGGAGACAAACUUGUUGAAUCUCGAGAGAAAUUGCAUCGUUUAGAUGUGUAUGAUUUCGAGAAAACUAAACGUGAAACAGCUUUAAAUAAUUUGGAAACAUUUAUAAUUGAUGCUCAACAAAAAUUAGAAUCCGAAGAAUAUGCGGCUGCUGCUACUUCUCAAGAAGCAGAAAACAUACUUAAAGCAUGUUCUGAGAUUUCUGAGUGGCUAUAUGAAGAUGGAUUCAGUGUAACUGCUGAAAUAUAUGAGGAAAAAUUGUUACAACUCCAAAAACUUACUAAUGAUGUAUAUGAACGCGUGUAUGAACAUAGAGAACGCCCAGAAGUAUUAAAAGGCAUGACUUCUAUGUUAAAUGGAAGUACAACUUUCUUAAAUAAUAUGCGCAAUUUAAGUUUAUCGAGUGAAAUCUUUACUCAAGUUGAGAUAGAAACAUUAGAGAAAGUAAUUAAUGAAACUCAGGAAUACUAUGACACAAUUAUCAAAUCGUUUGCUGAGACAGCUUUAUACGAAACAGUGAAAUAUAAAGUUCGUGAUAUUGCAAAUAAAAUGGCAUUGCUUGAUAGAGAAGUGAAGUAUCUCAUAAAUAAGGCAAAAAUAUGGAGACCAAAGCAAGAAUCUGCUACAAAUCAUACAGAGAGCACAAAUGAGAAUGCAACAAAUACGAAAGAAGGACCGGAAUCUGAACCUGUUCUUAAAUCAACAGCUGAUUCUGAAACGGAAAAUUUUCAGAGCGAAGAUACGUCUGAAAAUAGAAAAGUACAAAAUGAAAAAUCAUUAGAUUCAGAAGAAUCAACAGAUUCAUCAAAGGAUAACGAAUCUAAGAUGAUUCAUGAAAAUACUCAAGAAGGAAUACAUCAAGAACUUUAAAAAAGGAUUUAUUUUAAAGUGUGUGAUUCUUAUUAUUGGCCGAUUGCAUCUCGGUUAAUACGUUACAUAAUUGACUAGAUUUCAUUAUAUGCAAGCUGAUGGAUCCACACAAGGAAGAUGUCACUCACUAGAUAGAACAUCAAUAGAAAAAUGUAAUAACACUCUAGUAGUGGUUUUGAAAACUGCAGAAAAUUUAAAAAAAUGCAUAAUUUCGGGGAACUUGUUGAAAAGUUACUUUCUCUUUGAUUUCGAUGAUUUUGGAAUAUGUCGUAAAGUUCAACAUUUUGAAUAGCUUUUUUCUACACAUAUAACUGGCAAUUGGUCUUAGUUUUUGAGUUAUACGUAAAAAUAUCCCGCCGCUUCCCCUUAGUUUUCAAGUUGGGUUGAAUUAGUAGUAAUAUUAGUCCCCUUAACGGUAUUAAUAUAAAUAAUGCUGGAUUAAUAUUAUUACUGACCCAAUCUACAUUGAAAACUAAGGUGGUGAAAUAUUGUUGCAUAUAACUUCAAAACUAAGACCGACCAUCGGUUAUAAGUACAGGGAAAGUUGUUCAAAAUAUUGAAUUUUACAACAUAUUUCAAAAUAACGGAAAUCAGAGAGAAAGCUUUUCAACAAAUUCCCCGAAAUGGUGUAUUUUUUUAAAUUUUCUGCGGUUCCGGCGCAAAACCACUAGUGUUGUUAGAUUUUUCUAUCGAGGCUCUAUCUAAUGAAUGACAUCCUGCUUAUGGGAAUCCAUCACCUUGCAUAUAAUGAAAUUUAGUCAGAUAAUUUGUUAUGUUAUAGAACAGAUUUACGAGUGCAUUUAAAAACUAAAAUCAGAUAUGAAAAAUUAUGUGUUAUUGUGGCUGGAUGAAUUAUUUUGCGAAUGUGAAUACUAAAUGUUAUUUUAGUUAAUUUCGUAUAUUUGUAUAAGACUAAAUACGGAACAUGUAAUUCGUUUCAAAACUAUAAAAAAAGAUAGCCGACCAUUAUAUAAAAAAUCAUAAAACAAUUUGUUUUCUUAAGUGCCAAGUAGUAACAGGUUUGAAUAAUAAUUGAAUAGUUUUAAACGAUCAUUAUCAAAGAGCAUUACAUUUACUAAACGAAUAAAUUACCAGUAUGAAGUCAUUAUGUACAAAUGACAUCGCUUUUCAUAUUUGGUCGGACUUCGUCUACUGUGAAUAUAUUUAAUUGUGAUACUUGAUACUAUAUUCUUAGAUAUGCUCUAUGCUGUAGCUUAAAACUGAUUUUCUACAAGCAUCUACAUCAAGCAUUAUAAUUACAUAUACAUACAUAUGGGACAACAUCUUUACUAAAAAAAUUCAAUUCUUUUUUUACUCAUUUUUUUUACAUUCCUGAUCAUUAAUCCUCGUUACAAAACGCCUAACCUCACAGCACCUUAUACGUGCCCUACUAUAUCUAUAGUAUAAUUCCUUUUAUAGUGCAACUAUAUAUUUUAUUUCGUUAUAAUCAAACGUAUGCAGUUUGUUAUAACGCCAAUUAAACUAAGCGAGGUAAAACUACAUCUAACAAUAUUACUUGUUUAAAAGGAGUUGCAAUUUGUGUGUAAAAUAACUUGUUUUUUUAUGAAUUUGUUGCAAAAUGAUUAGAACCAUUCCAAAUGAAUCUAAUUGUAAUUUAAAUUUAUAAAUUAUAUUAUUUAUUAUUUUGGGCGAAUAAAGGAGUUUGUAAGGUAUUACCAAAGGAGGGGAAAAUUAAUAUUACUUUCAGUUAAUACAUCGUCAAAUUUGAUAAUUGUAAGAAAAUAUAGAUACACAAAGUCUUCCUACAAUCAUAUGUCGAAUAAAAUAAAUUAUAAUUGUU
This is a messenger RNA of Bombus impatiens (common eastern bumble bee), 4793 nucleotides long. It is a transcript of the gene Grp170, whose product is annotated as hypoxia up-regulated protein 1. Lineage: Eukaryota; Metazoa; Arthropoda; Insecta; Hymenoptera; Apidae. The record is from RefSeq and is a predicted model, not a curated record. The transcript has 9 exons. Gene Ontology annotation, molecular function: ATP binding; ATP-dependent protein folding chaperone. Gene Ontology annotation, cellular component: endoplasmic reticulum chaperone complex. Bases 176 to 2992 code for a protein of 938 amino acids. Gene Ontology annotation, biological process: cellular response to hypoxia; negative regulation of hypoxia-induced intrinsic apoptotic signaling pathway; endoplasmic reticulum unfolded protein response.